AUGAGUAGUGACAGCAAUGUAUAUCGCGUUCUAGCGUUCGGUGAUAGUCUAACAGAGGGUUUUCACUUUGCCGGAUUUCGAUAUCAUCCGUGUGAGUUGACGAAGAAAAUACGUUCUAUUCAGCACAUUCAAAGUCAUUCUUUUCGUUUAGAUGCUACACGUCUAGCUGAAUUAAUAUCAAAUCAUUGUGAUUGGGUGUAUAAUGGUGAUCCCAAUCGUCCAAAUAUUGACGUCCGUGCGGGUGGAAAAAGUGGUGAACGUGUGUUAGAAGGAAUGAUCGAACGUUUGAGAAAGACGUUAGACAGUGUUGAAAAUGAAUCUCGUUUUCGGUGGGUAAUAAUUUUGGGUGGUAUCAAUGAUUUGUCAUUGGGCGCAGAACCAGAACGAAUUAUGGGCGGUUUAAGACAAAUGUAUGAUAUGGUUUAUCAACAUGGCGCAAACCUAGUCAUUAUGACUGUAACCGAAUCUGGUCUAGUUAAAACUAACGAUCCUAGAGAUGUAAAACGUCAUCAAUUAAAUACAUUAAUUAAAAACUAUGCAUGGGAAAAUCAUUUUGCUGGUGGAAAACGAACAUUUUGUGUCGAUUUAGAUAAAUUAAUUCCAUGGCAUCGACCAGAUAUGGCUGAAAAAAAGUUAUUAUGGGACGACCAUAUGCAUUUAACACCAAGAGGUUACGACAAAAUUGCUGAAUUGAUAUUUCAAGUUAUUGUGGAUUAUUUGAAUCUCAAAUAA
Messenger RNA from Didymodactylos carnosus, 732 nucleotides. NCBI's taxonomy places the organism in Eukaryota, Metazoa, Rotifera, Eurotatoria, Philodinida, Philodinidae. The record is from the annotation of a GenBank genome assembly.